GAGGUUCAGUUGCUCCACCUGAAGGCACCGAACACGCUCCGCUAUUGACCAGGCUUAACAAGCAAGCUCAGGCUGCACAGUCGCAAGCAAGCCAGUCUGGAAGUUGGCAUUCCGAAACAGCACGGUCGAUCCAUUCAAGGCGCGGUUCUGCAGCAUGAUCAGAGACGGCACGGCGCACACCCUAAGCUGCCGCGAGCUUAUCAGAUGCGGUUCCCUCAGGCCAAUCAAGCUCUAACACCACACGGCUAUCAACUCCAGACCUCGCAUGCCGAUUAUACGGUGGGCCCACAAGUCGACCACGCUCAGUUCACAUACCGAGGUCGGUCUCCGCAAGACCAGUACAACCAGGCACCGCAAGGCCAUCACGAUCAUCAGUAUCUGCGAGGCGUUCACGCUCAACCACCGCCGUUCCCCUCCGCGACUUCCGCUUCUCUGCAGCCAGGACAGCCAACACCGCCCACAGUCGCUCGCUUGCGUGAGCAACUCUCUUCGUCUCCGGCAGGCUACGUGGCCGGUCCACAGCAUGCGUCACCUCUUUCAGAUCAUGACCAAGGCUCGUCUGCAUUCACGCCGCCGCCAUCGCGAGGGACUUCGCUUCCGUCGACUGUGGCACGGAGACUCAAGGACGAGCCGGCAGGUCUGAAUAAGCCCACCGAGCCGCAUCCGCUACUUGGGAGUUACCUUAAGCAAGACCGCGGUCUCCUCGCUCACUUCGCAAAGUCGACGCAAGUGAACCAGCCCAGAAAGCAGACGGACACAUGCCUGGUGCAGUGCGGCGUUCCACUCGACCGUCAGUGCGAAGUCAAGGAGGUAUACUACAUGGGAACCAUCAAGAAAUGGAAGGGGAAACGUGAGCGAACGCGAGGUUCGCUUCGUCUCGGUCAAAGGCAAAGCCCGCAGCGCGCAGGCUUCCACAAGAGACAAGAUCCGUUUCGAGGACCUCCUGCGCCGGGAGAGAUUUUGCGGCGAAGAGAAGUAUCUUCCUAUGUCGAGCAACCCGGCCCAAUGCGGUAGGGCCUGGAAGGACUGCUUGCUGGCCUACCUCGAAUUCCCCGCGCCCGGUGAGUUAGCCAAGCUUGACAACAGAAUGAAAGUAGCCGCAGAACAGGAUGCUGUCACGCAAGCAGCGCCCUCGUCCAAGCAUGUUCGCGAGAUGGCCGACACCGACAUCGAGAAGAGGUCUGCGAAGCAUAGGCGAGUCAAGAUUCCAGACCCGCAGUACGUCGACACGGAUGACGACUUUGACGACGUCUACGGGAACUAAGAAUCUCUACUGUCGGAAAUAGGGACCCUUUGAUGGAGCGAACCAGAGGCUUUCGAGGCAGCUCGGGUACAAGUCAUUGAGAGCUGGCGUUGUUUCAUAGCU
Molecule: messenger RNA, 1366 nt
Organism: Baudoinia panamericana UAMH 10762
Lineage: Eukaryota; Fungi; Ascomycota; Dothideomycetes; Mycosphaerellales; Teratosphaeriaceae
Exons: 1
Coding region: 205-1014 (269 amino acids)
Source: RefSeq, a predicted model, not a curated record